Molecule: messenger RNA, 3870 nt
Organism: Triticum dicoccoides
Lineage: Eukaryota; Viridiplantae; Streptophyta; Magnoliopsida; Poales; Poaceae
Exons: 3
Coding region: 460-3387 (975 amino acids)
Source: RefSeq, a predicted model, not a curated record
AAGAUUCAGAAAAUUCCAUUAACAAUCACAUGUACAUAUUACAGUAACCUAUGUAUUUGCAAAGUUUUGGUGAAAUCUCACAUGCAGUCCAAAAUAAAAUAGCAAUCAUGAGAGGCUAAAAAGCAUAUUUAUGUGCUCUAAUUUUGUUAUUUUUUGCACAGAAAAGUAUAAAAAAUUGCAUGAAACUUAACAGUUGAACACAGUACUCAAUGACAUGCACGUGUGAUUUUUUUGAAAUUUUGUGGAAGCACGAGAAUUAUAUUUUUUGCAUGCUCUCCUUUAGGUCAUUGAGCUUUAUUUUAUUAAUCUGAUUGCAUAUCAUUGCAUUUGUAUACAGGAAUCAAUCGACUAAAGCUCGAGGAAUUCAGCUGGAGACUUCUAGUGAGCUGACUGGUCAAUGAUGACCCGGAAAUGGAAUUAAUCUAGGGGGUGGAGAUUGCAGUAUCUUGCCAAUUCAUCAUGCGUACAGAAGUUAUCAAGGCAAACACCAUUGAUGAGGCUGUUGAAGGAAUUCUCGAUGAACUCAAGUAUACUAGAGGAAAAGAAAAUGUCAUAUACUUUGAUGGCUGGGACGGGCUGGGGGCAUCUGCGGUCCUGCGAGCCGCAGCCCAACAGCUCGAAUCAAAUGGAAAGAAAUGGCAGUUUGAGCAAGUCAUCCACAUCGACUGCUCAAAGUGGGAGAGCACAAGAGCACUUCAGAGGGAAGUCGCAAAGCAUCUGAAGCUUCCCAAUCAGGUGCUGGAGAUGUUUGACAAGCAAGAUGAGGAGGAUGAUUUCAAUGGUAUUACUGAUCAACGAUCUCGGGCAGGGAUAACAGAGGUUGCAAUAGAGAUCCAGAGGAGCAUACAGGGCCGCAGGUUUUUGCUGGUUCUUCACAAUGGAAGCAACGAGGAGAUUGACAUAUCUAGCCUUGGCCUUUCUGUAUAUGAAUAUUUGACCAACAAGGUGAUAUGGACCUUCCAAGGGAGGUUUCGGAUGGACCCCAAUAUGAAAGACAAGGCCAUGAAGAAGGAUACAACAGAUGUUCUUCUCUCAGCUUCAUGCUAUGAGAAAAAUCCACAGGAUCACUGGUACUAUCUACUGCGUGAAGAGGCUACACUAGUUGCAUACAAGAAUAGCGUUGAUCCUGCAAUACUUGUUAAGUGCUUCUUGUAUAUGUUGACACUACAUUGCACCAGCCGCCAUUAUGUCGACAGCGAGUAUGAUUUGGCUACCCAUGCAUGCAACUAUUGGAUAUGUGAUGGAAUCAUACAGAAAGACACAGACAUUGCUGAAGCAUGGCAAGUUGGUGAGAGACUGCAAGGUGAUAUCCGAUGGAAUAUGGACUACCGCGACAAUGAAUUUCCCUCUCGCUUUCUAUGGUAUGCCGAAUGCGUACCACACUGGGCAUCACCAGCUCAUGGAUUUGUGCUGGUCCCUGAUGGAGUCGUUCCUAGCAGAACGUUUCAGCAUUUUGACAAGCUUGGCGUGAUAAAACUCUCAAGGUGUAGCUUCAGCUUUUCAUCACCUCCAUUUCUCUGCUGCCACGGCCUUAGAUUUUUAUGGCUUGACCACUGUCAAAACCUAGGAAAGAGAUAUGGGGCGCACUUGGAAGAGGAGGACACUGCAAGGUUGUUGGCAUGCUUCCAAAGCUUAUGGGUGCUUGACCUGCGCUACACAGAUUUGAAUCUGAUCCUGUCCGCACAGGUGAUGGAUCUCAUGACCCAGCUCAGGGAGCUAAACGUGAUGGGAGCCAAAAACUGGGACUUUAGCCAUUUACAAGGACGACUGCGUAACAUUUGCAAGCUCCGGUUAACAAAGUCCACUGGCUGGUCCAACACCAAUGUGUUCUCGGAUAUGGAAAGCAUGGAGCUUCUUGAUUUUUCAGUCAGUGGUUACAUGAGAAGCUUAUCUGGCUCAGCAAGCAACACUAACCUUGAGACUGUCAUUAUUGGUGCCUAUGACGAGUUAAAAAUCAUCUCUUUUAGGGACUGCAAAGAAUUGAAGAACAUAAUCUUGAAAGGAUCGUUGGGGAGUCUUGAAGAGCUGGACCUCUCAGGCACAGGAGUGAAAACACUCAACUUCAGGGAAGUGGUAGCCACCUCGCUCCCCAAGCAGAUCAUCCUGCUAGGCUGCGGGAAGCUCCGUGCAAUAUUGUGGCCUAAGACAUUUGAAGGGGAAGGGUGGUCUGGUUUGCUGCAUCUUGACACCACCUCAAUAUCAGCAUCAGCUGUCGGAGGUGAAGCAUCACAUGCACAUCCCCUCAGCGAUCAAGCCCUCCAACAGCAGAAAGAAGACAAGUUUAACGGUGGAUGGCGGAUUUCUCUUAUGGAUACGAGGCUCCUGAGGUCGCUUUCUCCUGUAAGAGAGUUUUUAAGGGCCACAUCCGUACAUAUUGAUAUCUGUUCUGCAACUACUGUUGGUGGUUGCAACAUCCAAGGAACAAGCAGCAACAAACUACUGCAAGUCCAACCGCACACAAGGACCAUGGUGGACUCCAUGUAUGGAUAUGUCUUGAAGGAUGGUGGCCCAGUUGGAGUGAAGGUGAUGUGGGACUGCCCUAAGAUAUUUCUUUAUUGGGACGAACCAAAGACAUGUAUGAUAAAGAUCAUUCAUGGGCAGGGCAACAAACUUUUGGAGGAUGCCCCAAGUGCUAGCACUAGUGCUUUGUUAUUGCCUGGUUUCAUAUGCAAGCAGAGUACAUCUGUGCAUGUCUAUGACAACUUGUCCAUCACCAAUAUCCCUCCACCUCCCGACGGAUCAGGAUGGCAGAGUCUAAGAUGGUGCCGAGUCGAGAGGUGCCCCAAGCUACACACGGUCUUCAAUACUGGGCAGGGCAGCGGUGCGUCCAGCUUUAGGCGUCUGGAGACAUUAUGGUUGUCCCAGCUUCUGACGGCACAGACAUUUACUACGUCAACUCUCACCUUUUGUAGCCUGGAGUUCUUGCACCUGGACUGCUGUCCCAGGCUCUUACAUGUGUUCACCUUGGCCAGCAGAAAUUCAGGGAGGUUCUUCUGUAGUUAUUUGCAGACCCUCGAGAUAGUGUACUGUGACGAUCUAAGGGAGGUCUUCCCUUUGGCCCCUGGGCCCCAAAAACAGGAUACAGUUAUAGAAUUUCCCUAUCUGAGGAGCAUCCACCUGCAUGAGGCCCCCAAGCUGCAGCACAUCUAUGGGUGCAGGAUGUGGGCGCCUAUACUCGAGACCGUCAAGAUCCGAGGCUGUUGGAGCCUUAGGCGUCUGCCGUCCGUCGGCUGCGACACCAAGCCGCCCAAGGUGGACUGCGAGAAGGACUGGUGGGAUAACCUUGAGUGGGACGGGUUGAAUAAGUACCAUCACCCGUCCCUCUACGAGCCAAGCCACUCGCUGUACUACAAAACCGAUCUGCCCAGAGGCACCAUACUCAGGUAAUUCACCCCUCCUGUGAAUUGAUCUUCGGGCUCGUCCAACCUGAACGCGUGUACGUCAUCAUGUGGACCUACGUAACUGAAGCUUUUCUGCUGUGUUGCUUGAUUGGUCUAUGGUGUUCUCUACAUCGGCAUUGCCUUGGUGCGGUGACGCCCCUUUGCAGUUUCAUCUCAUUUGGUUUGGUUUGGUUUGGUUUUGGUUUGAUUUGAUUUGGCCAUCCUUGCUCGGUCCAUCAAAGCACUGUUCAUCUGGUUGCUUCCGAGCAAAUGAGAAAAUAAGUCAGAGCGGGCAUUCAGCUGAUGCAGCAUGAGCUCCGUCUUUGCGUGGGUGUGAGUGUUUGGUGUGGUGUAGUCAGCCGUCGACUGACUGUAAUAUGUAAGCUUGAAUGAUGAUGGUGAUUAUUUGUGUAUGUGGAGUUGUUUGUCGUGGUUUGAAUAAUCAACCGUUUGUAAAUUCUAAUUUGCAACAUGAAUGGUAAUGAUGAUA